Penicillium mononematosum is the source of this 1092-nucleotide messenger RNA. RefSeq lists its product as uncharacterized. The coding region runs from base 1 to 1092 and encodes 363 amino acids. Lineage: Eukaryota; Fungi; Ascomycota; Eurotiomycetes; Eurotiales; Aspergillaceae. The record is from RefSeq and is a predicted model, not a curated record. The transcript is spliced from 6 exons. Gene Ontology annotation, cellular component: cytosol. Gene Ontology annotation, molecular function: L-aspartate:2-oxoglutarate transaminase activity; pyridoxal phosphate binding. Gene Ontology annotation, biological process: L-aspartate biosynthetic process.
AUGGGAAGCAUAGCAGCAACACCUUUUCGAAGUCCGUUUCAGGACGUCCCGGCGGGCCGAACAGCUCUCGUUGGACAGUUUCGAGAGGAUACCGAUCCCAGCAGAACUGAUCUUCUUGUGGGCGUGUAUAAAACGGAAGAAGGGAAGGCAAUAGUUUCAACACAGACGCUCGGCGCAAGUGGCGGCUGCCAUGUGGGCGCAGUUAUAUUGAAAAACCAUUAUGGGCCGUGGAAGGAAAGUGGGAACCCCGAGAUUUUCCUUCCGAGCGACUCCUGGUUGAAUCACCCUUUCGUAUUCGCGUCUGCUGGAAUUAAGACCAGCCUUCUACCUUAUUUUAGCAGCAAGACAAACACAUUCGAUUUUGAGAGCUUUUCGGAAGCUAUAAAAUUAUUGCCCGCUCAAUCCGUCAUUCUUCUUCAAUCUGGAGCCCAGAACCCAACUGGAUGUGAUCCAUCGCUAGACCAAUGGCGAGAGCUGGCCUCGAUCUUCUCUCAACGUGGUCAUUUGGCAUUCUUCGAUGCUGCAUAUCCCGGGUUUGCCUCAGGAGACAUUGACACAGAUCUCCAAGGUGUUCGUUUGUUUGCUGAGAAGGAAAUCCCGCUUGUUUUUGUCUCAACAUACGGGAAAUCCUUCGGGCUUUACAGCGAACGCGUUGGAAUUCUCUCAAUUCUUGUUCCGAACGAGGAAGUGGGAAAGAAUAUAGAAACGCAAUUGAGACUACUCGCAAGAGCAGAGUCGGGCGCGCCGCCCGACUUUGGGUCCAAGAUUAUCGAGACGGUCCUAUCAGAUCAGGUAUUGGAGCGCCAGUGGCGACAGGAAGUGCGCGAUAUGGCGAACCAACUCAAACACCGUCGAAUUGCGCUGAGGGAAGGAUUGGAGAAGUUGGAAACACCGGGUGACUGGCGCCAUAUCACUGAUCAGAAUGGAAUGUUUUCAUAUGUUGGAUUGUCCGUGGAACAAGUCACUCUGCUCCGGAACAAGUACCAUGUUUAUCUUCAGGACUCUGGGAGAAUAUCUAUCGCUGGGCUGAACAAAUUCAAUAUCGACUACACUGCUCGCAGUAUCAGUGCUGUCAUCAAAGCUACAGCCUGA